CCAAUGCAACAUCCCGGCAUCAAGCGGGUAAUCAAUAAUCAUCAACUGUUGUGUAUGGCUGGUAGACAUCUUGAUACAUUUUGAAAAGUAUCAUUUUUUUAAUCAAAUCUUUAUCAUUCAGUAUGAUUAAUUAAUUAUUAAAUAAGUAACACUUUUAAUUAACUACUUGGUGAAGUAAAAAGUCAGUCGCUUGCUCUUUAUCUGGUAAAGUCCUCACUUCAAAUCAAAGCCGAAGAAAAAGGGUUGUGCUGAUUUUCAAAGAAGUGGCGGUGUAAUCAACUUUGCAUUAAACCGAAAUGUGCGAAAUAGAUUGUUAUCCUACGAACGACUAUAUUAUUAAGAGUUAUACAAUCAGGCUUUUAAUUUAAGUUCUUAUCUAAAACAUUAAUAUUAGCUCAAAAGGAAUAAUUUGUUUUGAAUUCAGGUCCCUCAAAUAACAUUUUAUUGGCCUCACGAGAGUCGAUAAACUUGCUAUUGAAAAAAAAAAAUGGCGAAGCCGCUUGAUUUGAGGUUGAAGUUGACGCUGGAGGAAAUGGCCCUUAGAAGAGUAGUUGUCAAUUUGUGGAAUGAAACUGACAUUUUGUCUUCGCUUGGACAAUUACAAUUCCAAUCUCUUCCAGAAAACCAACGUUUAAGGGAAUAUCGAAUGGCAGUUAAUGAUAAGAUAAAAGAGAAGAUCUCGAAAUUCGUGUUGCCUGAAUCCUUAAAGAAGCGGAUGAUGGACACAGUUAAGCCAAUUAGUUGGAAUUUACUGAGUUGGGAAAUAAUCCACAAAAAUAUUUUAAAUUGGUCAAAUGGAAGUUUACGUAUGCCUGUUCUAGAACAAUUAUCCUGGACAUCUGUAGGAACAGUAGAUCACAGAAAGACGGCUGAAAAACUCAUACAUCUCUAUAUAAUAGACGAUUUUAUACGCUACAAGUUAGCAUGUUUGCAUUGUUUAGUUGAUCACAUUCCACGACUUUUUGAUGAACUCGCUGAGCAUUAUAAAACUUAUUAUGUAUCCAAAUUUCCUUUUUCGCAGAUUAAAAUGGAAAUGGAUUUUUAUUGGGCGUUUAUGCUUAAUGGAAAAGAAGCUGACUUGAAGCGGAUCGCUGCUGCAGAUUUACCUCCGGAUAUUUCUUUUAAUCAGCAUGCUUUUGCCUUAUCGGCAAUCUAUGGCAAUAAAGGAGCAGCUGAGUAUUUUUUUACUCAGCAAACCGCCGACGAACGAUACACUUUUUUAUAUAAACUAGCUGAAACUAUUAUAUUAAACAGAUCGGGAAGAUCACCCAAAUGGCCUUGCGAUAUUCCAACGGAAAAAAUUUCUGAAAUUUUGUGUUAUUUGUUAUCUCUGAUGAAUCCUGAACAGCAAAUGCAAGCUUUAAAGAACAAACCUUGCGACAUGUUCGUAUGCUUUCUAGAUUGGCCGUGGCAAGACGUUGCUUUGAGGAUUGCAGAUCUCAUCUGGACUUUUCUUCCUGAAAGCGAAUACUGCUACCUGCUAGAGAGGAUGAAUGAAAACACUGCAAGAACAGGUUAUUAUUUGCCAGACUUUUAUCAGAAGUUUUUCCUGGACAGUCCAAGUGAAUUUAAAGUUCAUUUUAUAAAUCAUGAAUGUCUCCAUUGUUCUUUUUUUCCUAAAUUUCUCGAGGCCGAAGAUAUCGAAACCAUCCGCAUUAUUCUUCGAAAUAUAGAUGUUAAAGACAAAAUGAAACUUGGCUCUUGUUAUAAUUUUUUUCGGCUUCUUGAUUCUCUUCUUAUGACUGACAAGAGCCAUUUGGUAAAAAUGUGUCUUGGAGGGGUCGCACCAUCCAAAGAAGACAAGGACAUUCUAAAAAAAACUUAUAUGAAAUUCGUCACAAGAACUGACAGACGCCGUUUGAAACAGAGGAAAUGCACAUGGAACCAGCUUUUUCGAGACAUUGAUAAAACCAAUGAGAGCACUUCGGGCAAAGGAAGCUCUAAUGGUAAGACGUUGACAAAGGCUAAAAGGCACCGUAGAAGAAGAAAAUAACUUCCUGGCAAUGAAAGAAAUUGCUUGUUAUUUCAUACAUUGAAUGAUUGAAAACAAAUGGAAAUGGAAUUUUUACUGUUUGGUAUGGAAUGAAACAACCGAUUUGAAGCUCAUGGGACUACAAUAAAAUCUAUGUUUACCUCAUCA
Argiope bruennichi is the source of this 2140-nucleotide messenger RNA. RefSeq lists its product as uncharacterized. Bases 488 to 1993 code for a protein of 501 amino acids. The transcript has 2 exons. The record is from RefSeq and is a predicted model, not a curated record. Lineage: Eukaryota; Metazoa; Arthropoda; Arachnida; Araneae; Araneidae.